This is a messenger RNA of Opisthorchis viverrini, 2235 nucleotides long. RefSeq lists its product as hypothetical. The record is from RefSeq and is a predicted model, not a curated record. Gene Ontology annotation, cellular component: membrane. Gene Ontology annotation, molecular function: phosphate transmembrane transporter activity. Gene Ontology annotation, biological process: phosphate ion transmembrane transport. The coding region runs from base 20 to 1813 and encodes 597 amino acids. NCBI's taxonomy places the organism in Eukaryota, Metazoa, Platyhelminthes, Trematoda, Opisthorchiida, Opisthorchiidae. The transcript has 11 exons.
UGUUUCCCGUUCCAAAAGCAUGCUCAUUCCAGAGGACCAAAUAUGGAUGGUUGUCGUGGGAUUUAUUGUGGCUUUCUUGCUUGCCUUUGGAAUAGGGGCAAACGAUGUGGCCAAUUCUUUCGGAACUAGUGUUGGUGCGAAAGUUCUAACACUCAGACAGGCAUGUAUUCUAGCCACAAUAUGUGAAUUAUCCGGUGCUAUACUCCUGGGUUCAAAAGUAGCAAAUACGAUCAGAAAGGGCAUAGUGGACGUGGACAUGUUUGUUGAUUUGGAAAACGGUCCAGCUAUAUUGAUGGUUGGUCAAGUGGCUUCACUUUGUGGUUCUUGUGUUUGGCUUUUGGUCGCAACGUUUUUCCGGUUACCAGUCUCUGGCACGCACAGCAUUGUUGGGGCCACCGUGGGCUUCAGCCUGGUUGUUUUAGGUAUCCGGUCAGUCAAAUGGAUAGGUUUGGUAAAAAUCGUUGUUUCCUGGUUCAUCUCUCCACUCCUCAGUGGCCUGGCUUCGGUUGGGAUGUACUACUUACUAUAUUACCUGGUUCUAUCUAAAGAAGCCAAACUCGAACCGGCAUUGCGGUUGCUUCCUGCAUUCUACGGCACAGUGAUACUGGUCAAUUCGUUUUCCAUUUUUUAUGAAGGUCCUCCGAUGUUGCAUUUCGAUCGCAUCCCAUUGUACGGGGUGUUUAUUCUUAGUUGCGGCUGUGGCGUGAUUGCUGCAAUCUGCAUAAAGUUCAUCCUGGUGCCUCGCUUGCGACGCCGCGUUUUGGCUGAUUCGGGGCCAAUUCCAAUAUGGAAAACAACCUGGUCUAAACUUCGUCCCACUCGAGUCCUCAUCGUCUCACACAGUUACAGUACUAGCUCACCCGGAGCUGAAGUCCCGUCAAAUCAAAUAGAGAAGGUUGCUACGAGCUCGUUGGAGGCCGAUCACAGUAUGCCAUCAGAACAGCUGCCACCGAGUUACGAUAAACAAAAUGACAAGAUGCCGGACAUUGAGGUGGAAACGAACACUAGACAAGAAGAAAGCACACAUGUUCUAGACUCAUCAGAUGAGACAGGAAAGCAACAAAAGUCCGAGCAAAAACCACGAUGGCCUGUGAAGAAACUGCACCCGACCAGACCUUUCCCAUCGUUUCCAGGGGCAACCGAAGUUUCCGUACCAAAAGUUCUCGAAAUAGAAGCAGUAUCGGUGGAAAACUCGCUGCCGAAAAAGGAUGCAAUUCCGUCAAACGAGCAACAAGAAAGCGCUGAGUCUGGAGGAACUCAAAUGAAUAGCAUGGAUACCGAGGAACAUGAAUCUUACAGGGCGCGGACUGUGGAAAGUCGAGUUUUCUCCCUUCUUCAGAUAGUUACCGCUGUAUUCGGGUCCUUUGCUCACGGUGGGAAUGAUGUGAGUAAUGCCAUUGGGCCUUUGAUUGGUCUUUGGAUUGUCGGUGUCACUCAGACGGUUAAUUCCAAAAUGCCCAUUCCCUUAUGGAUCCUCAUCUAUGGAGGAUUUGGUAUAGCUAUUGGACUCUGGAUAUGGGGUCGCCGCGUAAUACAGACACUGGGUGAAGAUUUGACUCAGAUCACACCGUCUACCGGCGUUUGCAUUGAAAUCGGCGCGGCCCUAACGGUGUUGAUUGCCAGUAAGGUCGGAUUGCCCAUCUCCACAACGCAUUGUAAAGUUGGGUCGGUGGUGGGUGUCGGGAGAGCGAAAGGGCGAGACAGAGUUAAUUGGGGAAUAUUUCGAAAUAUUCUGAUUGCAUGGUUGGUCACCGUUCCAGCAUCCGGUCUCUUGUCCGCCCUACUCAUGUACGGAUUCAAUUUUCUCGUUUAAAUGGAUGAGCUGCCUGAGCAACGUUCAAAUUCACUCUGCCACAUUCUCCUUCUACGGUGAACAGAAUUUUGUGUCAUUUUUUAUGAUUAACUGGUUACAGAAUAUUUCAGAGUGAAAAAACCUGUUUUCUAGUCACAUCCCUGGCCUAUGAAACAGUGACUGUGUAUCGAGUUGACCAAAUAUUUUCGGAUGGAAUAGCCCAUGUAUCCACUCACAAAAGUGCUUCCUCAAAUCUCGCCCAGUCUGUGCGAUUUACUGUCAUAAAUAUUGUACAGAAUUGCACUUACCCCCGUAUACUUGUUUGCUCAUGCAACACUUGAAUUGACAUUGAUAAUUUUGUUACGUGAUCUAUUUUGAUUACCUUACCCUUGCCCAGUCACCCGUAACUUCACUGAUUACAAUAUCGUACAAACGGAAAUCGU